CUUCCAUCUCCUUCUUCAGUGUACAAUGAAGAACUCAUGAACAAGAUACAGGAGAAUGAAAGGCUUCAUAAACAGAGGGCAGAGAGUAACCAGAAGUACCAGAGUCGAUUGGAGGAGCUAGAGAAAUUAGUCAAGGACUAUGAGAAGAAAUUCAGUCAGCACCAAGAAGUAUUAGAUAACACAGUACAGAUGGACAAAGCCCAGAUAGACAAAUUACAGGAGGAAAAAGCCAUGCUGGAGGUCAAGUGUCAGACAAUGGAGAAGGAAAUCAAAACCUGCAGGUCAUGGACAGACAUUGCGGAGAACCAGUUGAAGACAGUACAGUUCCAUUUACAAAGACAAUUAGAGCAGGCCAACAAAAUCAUUGCAGACAAGCUGCCUUUCAUUGACACAACUAGGAUAGACUCUUGUUUUUCCUUAAAAAUAAAUCCACAGGGUUGUGCAUAA
Messenger RNA from Saccostrea echinata, 447 nucleotides. RefSeq names its product protein phosphatase 1 regulatory subunit 21-like. Lineage: Eukaryota; Metazoa; Mollusca; Bivalvia; Ostreida; Ostreidae. The coding region runs from base 37 to 447 and encodes 136 amino acids. The transcript has 4 exons. The record is from RefSeq and is a predicted model, not a curated record. Gene Ontology annotation, cellular component: early endosome; membrane.